GUUUGGGAUUCUGUCAGAGUAAGCAACCCUGUUUGCAACGGUGAGCAGACCGGCUUUGUAUCAUUCCUGCUAUAAUUGCAUGCUUCUCUUUGUCUCGUCAAAAAUCACUUCGCUCAACUAUUUUGUCUGUUGUUUCAUAUUUGCCAAGAAGUGCAUACAUCGGCCUAAAUCUCAUUGCAAGUUGCUAUAUCGGAGCUUGGUGAAAUAAGUUCCGCAGCUACCCUUGCCUGACCUCAUUCCGCGAGCUCGCUCUGCUAUAAACCAACUACUGCACCGUUCAGCCAUAACGAAUUGAACCCCUUCACUCUGUGCAACGUAUUACGAGCGCAUCAGAGCAGCCGUGCUCGAAGAAGCGCAGAGAUGUCAACGACUGGCGGUGCGUUCUUAGCCGGCGGCAUUGCCGCUUGCGGUGCUGUCACGGCAACACAUCCAUUCGAGACGGUCAAGAUUAGGAUGCAACUUCAGGGCGAACUGCAGUCCAAAGGUCACCAGCCGCACCACUACCGCGGGCCUAUCCAGGCCGUUUCCAUGAUCGUUCGGAACGAGGGCGUAAAAGGCAUCUACCGUGGUAUUGGCUGCGCCUACAUCUACCAGGUCCUGCUCAAUGGCUGUCGUCUCGGCUUCUACGAGCCCAUGCGCCAUACUCUCACCUCGGUCCUGCUCAAGGACUCGACGAAACAGAAUCUCGGCAUCAACAUGUUCUGUGGCGCUAGCUCUGGCAUCAUCGGCGCUGCGGCCGGAAGCCCCUUCUUCCUGGUCAAGACGAGACUGCAAAGUUACAGCCCUUUUGUCGCCGUCGGCACGCAACACAACUACAAGAAUGCCAUCGAUGGCUUGAGGCAGAUCUGGGGCGCCGAGGGCAUCAGGGGUCUGUACAGAGGCAUGUCGGCGGCCAUGAUACGGACAGGAUUCGGAAGCAGUGUCCAGUUGCCGACAUACUUCUUUGCCAAGAGAAGACUGCAGAAACAUCUCGGCAUGCAGGAGGGCGCGCCGCUGCACCUGACCAGCUCGGCUGUGUCUGGUUUCGUGGUGUGCUGUUUCAUGCACCCGCCUGAUACCGUCAUGUCUCGCAUGUACAACCAGAACGGAAACCUGUACACCAACAUGUUCGACUGUCUCGCCAAAACAGUCAGGACUGAAGGCCUCUUCGCUAUUUACAAGGGUUUCUUGCCUCACUUGGCAAGAAUUCUACCGCACACCAUUUUGACGCUAAGCCUGGCGGAGCAGACGAACAAGCUGAUUAGAAAGUUGGAAAACAGGAUAUUGCCCAGCACGACCUUGGAAAAGGCUUAGGCAGGCUACCGUCAGUCCCACUUACAGAUCUAAGCGUGGGCAUAUCGUAUAACAUCUUGCCAAAAGCAUCUGUUGAAGGAGUUUUUUCUGUGCAAUAUAGCGUGGGAAUGUUAUGUGUGGGCGUUGAAAAGAAUUUGGUUCUCCUGUUCGGCCUAUUUUGCGUUGGUUUAGCGGAAGAGGAGGCUGAUCUGCUGCUCAUAGAUUAUCAGAGGCGCAUAGGUAUAACUAGUGAAAGUGAAUCAAAAAAAGCCGAAACCUAUCCAAUAA
Molecule: messenger RNA, 1560 nt
Organism: Truncatella angustata
Lineage: Eukaryota; Fungi; Ascomycota; Sordariomycetes; Amphisphaeriales; Sporocadaceae
Product: mitochondrial carrier domain-containing protein
Exons: 4
Coding region: 361-1293 (310 amino acids)
Biological process (GO): transmembrane transport
Source: RefSeq, a predicted model, not a curated record